Molecule: messenger RNA, 3718 nt
Organism: Tyto alba (common barn owl)
Lineage: Eukaryota; Metazoa; Chordata; Aves; Strigiformes; Tytonidae
Exons: 3
Coding region: 862-2631 (589 amino acids)
Cellular component (GO): nucleus
Source: RefSeq, a predicted model, not a curated record
CAAGGCAUUUCAUAAUGCCUUUGCUGUGGCCUUGAGGUGCUGGCUGUGGUCAAGGACUUCACCAUGGCCCCACAGUCCUCACCAGGAACGUGAAGUGCUCACUGGGGUCUUGAGGCUCUCACCAUGGCCAAGACCCUUGCCAAGGUCUGUAUCUUGGUCAGAGUCUUCACCACGGCCUUGAGAUGCUCACCAAAGCCUUUGCCAUGGCCCCUAGACCUGUCCUGUGGCCAAGGCCUCAAGGCCCUUGCUGGGAACGUGAGGUGCUCACCGUGGCCAAGACCUUCACCGUGGCCCUGAGGCCUCGUGCUGCGGCCCGGGUGCUUUCACCGUGCCUCUCGCCCUUGCCAUGGUGCUGAGGUGCUUGCCAUCACCGAGGUCCUUGCUGUGGACCUGAGGUGCUUGCCAAGGCCGUGUCCUGGAGGCACUCACCAGAGGCGCUCCCCGUCGCGGUCAGCACGGCCACGAGGCCCUCGCCGUGGCCUCGAGGCACUCCCCGUCGCCCUCAGCCUGCUCUCGGGGUGCUCCUCAGCACCCUCUGCACGGCCCGGAGGCACCUGCCACGGCCCCGAAGCGGGUGCCGUGGCCCUCACCGCGGCCUUCGCCGCAGUCCCAACGCGCGCACCACGACCACGACCCUCUCCGCGGCCCCCGUGGUAGCUGGCUGGGGGCCCCCGGGUGCCUCUGGUUGGAGAGGGCCGGGGGCCCUCGCCGUCACCCCGCGCUGCCGCCACCCACCGCUGCCCUUUCCUUUUCUCCCCUCCCAGGUGCUCUCGAGCCGGGGCGAGGGGAUGAGGUGCCCCCCUGCCGCGUGGUGUGCCGAAGCGGCUCUUUAGAUCCUCCCCGGCCCAAGCCUCCCCUGCCAUGGAUGCCUCGGGGGCUCUUGCUUCGGCUCCCUCCUCCGCGGCUCCCUCGGGCUCCCGCAGCCCCAUGUUCCCCCCAGGAGCUGACAGAGAGGAGUGGGGACCGAGGUUCAAUUGUGCCCCUUCCACCUCUGCCGCAGCCUCGCAGGCGAUGCCAGCGUCUGGCCGGAAGAGGAAGGCCAACUUCUCCAAUGACGAGACUGAGACGCUGGUCUGGAAUGUGGUCCGGCAUUUCAGCGCCCUGUAUGGGUCUGAAGCCCUGCGGGCUCACCCCGUGCGGCGGAAGCAGCUCUGGACCCAAAUCCAAAGCCGCGUCAACUUCCUGGGCUACACCGAACGCUCCAUCGACGACCUCAAGCACAAGUGGCGCGACCUGCGGCUGGACGUCAAGAAGAAGAUCACCUCCAAGAAGCACCUGCCCAUGAACCGCGCCGGCGGGCCGCUCCACAAGCCGCGCCUCACGCCCCUGGAGAAGAUGGUGGCUUCCACCUUCUUGCAGGCCAGCCACGACUCGGAACCCGAAAUCAUCUUGGACCCAGAUCUGUUCUUCCCCGGCGCGGCCAAGCAGUCCUUCAUGCACCUGCAACCCGGCGUCAGCCACCCCAGCAUCUACAUCGACACCAACGGGCAGCCCUCGUCCCUGCCAGACGUGGAGGGCUCUGCCGUGCCCCGGCUGGCGGUGCAGAGCCCCGACCCCUCCGUCAUCUGCGAGUACAGCCGGGGGGAAGGACAGAGCAGUUCGGCCGAGUCGGGACCAGAGCUGCGGACUCCAGACGUGUCAGCCAUUUCCCCGUCCUUGCGAAACGAGUCCCUCGUCUCCUACGCCUCCAUGUCGGAGGAAGAGGAACGGGAAGGCCGGGAGGUGGAGAGGGGCCACGGCGGGGCCGCGGGGAUGCAGCCCGGGCCCGAGGCCCCCAUGUCUGCCGAGGAAGACAUGAAACUGUCCCGCCAGGCCAUGCUGAUCCGCCGGUGCAGCUCCCAGGGCUCCGUCACCUCCCUGCCCGAGGACCCUCUCAACCCCGUGGACGCUCACUCGGACUGGGGCCACGAAGGGGUGUCCGACUUGCCCCCCCUGGGCCGCGGGCUCGACUCCUCGCACCCCGAGGAGCAGGCGGGGGGCCCGGGCCCGGAGAUGGGCGCUUUGCCCAGGGUACUGAUGGGGCCCACCUGGGAGAAGCCGUCGGCGGAGGAGGAGCCCCCGGCCCGCUCCCCCCUGCACGGCGCCCUGACCGAGGAGUCGCUGCCCUCCUCUGCCUCCCCCCCGGGGGACGCCCCCGCCGCCCCCGGCCCACCCCGCGGCCUGGGCUGCUCCCGCCUGCGGGAUGACCGCCGGGAGAGCUGGAGGACUAACAUCCAUCACCUUCUGGACCUGGAGGAGCAGUGGGACCAGCUGUACCACCAGGAGCUGGCCAUGUGGCAGGAGGAACGGGCCACCCAACGCGAGGAGAGGGCCCGCGACCGCGAGCUCCAGUUCCGCCUGCUCGGCGUCCUGACGGACAUCCGCGACGAGCUGCGCUACCUGCGGCAGGAGAGGGCCAGCGCCCGGCAGAGCCAGGCGCCGCCGGCAGAGCCCCGGCCGGACCCCAGCCCCCUCCUCGAGCAGCCCAAAGCCGAGCCCAGCUUCCCCGAGCCGCAGACCGGGAACCCCAGCUGGGGAGAGACCGCCGUGCCCAACCGAAGCCCCUUCGGCAACCGGGGCCGGGGCCGGCGUCGGGGCCGGCCGCGCGGUUCUGCUUCCAGACACAGACGGCUCUUCCUCACCAACAGCUAGGGCCGGGGGGGGACGCUGUCCCGCGAAGGACAUGGUGUGCCCGCGCCCCGCGGCUCCGGCCACGCCGUGGGUGCCCCCCACGGACAGAGGGGCGCGGGGGAAGUGGGGUGCGUGGGAGCUGUGCACCAGCGUGCCGCCCCCGGUGCGGUUUGCCGGCAUCCCCGGUGCCAGCGGGGGACGGUACGAAGCGGGGAGGCCGGCCGGCGCGCACCCGCCCCGGGGAGGGAGACGACGGUAGGCACGCACACGUGUGAAAGGUGUGUGCGAGCACCCGGGAGGCCUCGCCCGCCCCCGGCACCGUGCGCGCUCCGCCGGCGCGGGCGGCCCCCGGGGCAGGGCACGCGUGGGCGAGCGGGGGGCACGCGUGGGCGAGCGUCAGCGGGGCCGUGUGACAGCGCUAGUCGAGUAGGAUUACUACCUUUUUGGGGGGUGGGGAGUUAGGAAAAACUUAGUCGCUGAGGAGCGAACAUUUUAUGCAAAUCAUUUAAUGACUUAAUUUGCAUAUAACCGUAAACUUCUGUUUAAAAAAAAAAAAAAAAAAAAAAAUCCCCCAAAAACCAGAAAAGCCGUCUCUGUGGGUGAACUCGGUGACGGAGCAGGGCGCUGAGGAGGGGCUCGGGGGAGCGGGUCGUCCGUCCCCCCCCCCUCGCCGUGAGCUUUCCCUCCUCUGUCACCCCCGUCCCUCGUGCCGAGCCGACGCUGCGUCCCGCUGCUGCUUCGCCGCCUGCUCGCCGUUCCUCCCCGCUCGAAUCCCCGGUGCUGCCGGGGCAGUGCCACGCUGGGCUGCCCCGAGCCGGGCAGGGUGAUUUGGGGGGUGGGUGGGCAGCCCCCCCCCACCCCGCGGCCUGCAUGGGCUGGGUGCUGCGCUCUGCUAACAGGGUCGUUCGCCCCACGGCUCUGCCCGUACGGGCUGAGUGGGGCAGGGCCGUGGGGUGAAUCACCCCAGGCUUGGUGGCACGGAGCUUCACCCCGCUCCUUUCGGGGGGAGCCCAGCACCCCAGGGGCGCGGCUGGGGGGAACAGGACCUGGGCUGGCUGUGCCUGCGUGGCUGGGGGGGGCAGUGUGCAGGGUCCCCUAGGCAGCCUGU